CGUAGUUGCAUGCUAUACCUCAUCCAAUUGCUCGUCUUGAUCCUUGCUGCGAAUACACACGCUCCUUGAUUUGCAAAGCCUGGUUCGGCAGACUCUCACUUGACAUCGCGAUCGACACCUUCGCGCUUCCUCCCAUCGAGUAAAGGUUUCAGUCUCAGUCUCAUCUGAGCGAGCUUGCCUGCACGGCAUGCGAGCCAGCUAGUCAACAGGGCCACCACACUUCACAAUGUCAGAACGCUUACUUUCGGAGCUCGCUUUGCUCUCUUCAGAGUCGAAGCGCAAGCAUCCUGACGUGCGAGCCGCCGCAGAUGCAGCACUGAAUGCUUUGAAAUCAGACCAGACGGCGACUCUUGCCGCAGCGAAAUCGGAGUCGAUCCGGGCAUAUGACAAUGUGCUGCUCAGGCCGCUUUUGUUAUCUUGUGCUCCCAAGACGGCUCCCAAGGUGACCAGUAUCGCUGUAGGCAUGAUUCAGCGGGUGGUAGAUUUGAAGGCGAUUCCAGAGUCGGCGCUCGUGGAAUUAAUAGACACUCUGACAGGCCUGGUACAGACGAGGCAAGACGUCGAUGUGCACCUCAAGGCUUUACAAGUUGUCGCUUCGCUGGUCACUUCCUAUCCGAACAUUCACGACGACUCACUCUCAAAGACGUUGUUGAUAUGCUUCCAGAUGCGGGAAAAUAGCAAGGUGACGGCAGUAUACACUGCUGCAGGCGCCACGCUGAGUCAGGUCGUCAUGACCGUCUUCGAUAAGGUCAAAGAGGAGGACGCAAUUCUGGAUGGCAUCAAGGAGGGAGGAGAAGAUGCUGCUGCCGUCGCACCUUUGGCAGCGAUGACGGUUCCGGUGCCAGGAAGCGAUGGCAUCACCCUCUUCCCGAGUUCAAAAGACGCAUACAGGCUCUUGAGCGAUCUAAACGCCCUCGCAAGCGGCGACGAGGCACCUUUCCUUGGGCUGGCAUCGUUGCCACGCACAUUCGCCUUGGAACUCAUCGAGUCAAUUCUGAAGAAUCACGCGUAUCUUUUCAAGCCGGCAAAUCAUCCAGAGCUGCUGUUGAACCUGCGUCAGUCAAUCUGUCCAUUGCUCAUCAGAGCGCUCAGCGAGCGACCAGACUUUCCAGUCACCUUACGGCUAGUGCGCCUGCUAUUUGUGCUUCUUCGACAAUUCAACUCAGAGCUCAAAGUGGAGGUCGAGAUAUUGAUGAGCAUUCUGCAGCGACUUCUGUCUCAAGCGUCAUCCCAGGGGAACCCAGCUGCUCCAAAGGAUGUUCGGAGGUCGAGCGCCGAAGGCCAGCAAGCGAGUCCCGCCUGGCUCCGUAUCCUCGCAAUGGAAGCGGCUCGGGGCCUCUGCUCUGAUGGUGAGCUUUUACGCAAUUUGUGGCGCUGGUACGAUGGAACGCAAGCAGCUUCGCGCGUCUUCAUGGGUCUUGUGGAAAGUCUGCACCACAUCAGCGUGGAGAACCCACAACUCAUAGGUAUGGCAGAAGCGGCGCAUCAACUUUCAGAUGAGGACAGCAGCAAGGGUCAUGUGCACACCAAAACAGCAAGUAGCCAGGUUGGCUUCUACAAUGCUGCAGCAGGUGCUGUGAGCGGCCUGCUUGGAACCGACUUGAGUUCCUCCUCCUCAAGCGCGUCAUCGUCAGGUUUGAGUCACGGGAGCGUUCCCUCUCUGCAAUUACUGGAUCAGCUGGACAAGACUGAGCCACCAGCCGCUCCCAACACAUAUCUUUACUUGCUGGCCUUGCAGAGCUUGGUCUGUCUUUCCCAAACGCUAGCCGCUUUCGUCUUGCCUGUCUACUCGGCAUCUGUCAACUCGCGGCCCAAGAGCGCGUCUCGCGCACCACCAGCACUGGAUCUUGCAGCAUACAGUGGUCCCAAACUGGCCGAGCUACAGCUGGUGUGCGACAUCAUCAGCAAGGCAUGGUCACCAAUUUUGUCAAGUUUCACCUUCUUCCUCGGCUCGCGCAUGGACGAGGCCCUCUUCAGUGAAGUUCUGGUCGCUUGGCGCAACUUUACUAACACGACAGGGGUGCUGGCCCUUUCCGCCCAGCGCGACGCCUUGUUGACGAGUUUGGCGCACUUCGCUGUGCCUAGAUCGGUCGUCAACAGGGUCGAAGAGCAUCGCAAAGCAAUGGCUCGAGCAGGUGCCAACGAGGAUUCAUCCACGAGCGCACCCACGCUGAGUGAGCGCAACGCUGCCUGCCUUAAAGCAUUCACCCAAGUUGCAUACUACUUGUCUGGCUCCUUGACUUGGAAAAGUGUGGUCUCUGUCCUGUGCGAUGCAGAAUUCGUCUUACGCGCACCGCGAGCCAGGCGCUCCAAGAACGAGGGUCUCAGGGAGCAUCAGGGCGACACCGACGCGUUGUACUCACCUCGAGCCAGCAUGGCAUCUUUUUCGGCCCUGUCGUCUAUACCUCCCGGUUUCACCUCAGCAAGCGCCCUCGAUCCAAAAACAAGAAGAGCAGCAGCCAUGAGCAAUCUUGAUCCUGAGCAUUUGCUUGCUGAGAUUACUCGCGUGUUCGAAAAUUCGCAUGCACUCGACGACGCGGCAUUGCUCGCGUUCAUCGAAGCUCUGUGCGAACUUUGCGCACGCACUGUCGGCUUGCGAACACCGCUGUCAUCUCAGGCGAACGCUGGACAAAAUCUGCGAGCUGCUUCUCGGCUCAAUCUCAAUGGCAGAAGCUUUGCAUUGGCCAACCUAGAAGCCGUAGUGCUGCAGAAUACGCCUCGGUUAGCGCAUUCGGAUCCAGCCUCAGGUUGGGAUAUCAGCACGAGUCUUUACUUGUCUGUUCUGAACGAUCAAUUGUUGGGGACCACGAUUCGACUCCAAGCUGCUGAAGCAUUGGACGCUUUCCUGUUUGCCGCGAUGGCGACCAUACCCGCGUCUGCAGAGGCCUCAACGACUUCCGCAUCGGCCAACCAAGACGACUACCCAUCACGAAUAACACGCCAGGUCAUCGAUGGCCUGGCAAAGCAAGCGAUCUUGAGCCACAAAAGAGAGAGCGCAGCAGACCUUGACAUCCGGCGCACUGGUCUGGAUACGCUUCUCCGCAUGCUCGAGGCACACGGACACGGCCUUCGUCUUGGCUGGGAAACCAUCUUUGAGAUGUGCAGCGCUACUUGCGGUCACCAAAACGCGGGGAGCACAUCUCUGGAAGACGCUGACAGGCCUCCAGAGCUACCCAAAAAGUCUACUGUACCCCUCAUAAAAGCUGCCUUCCCGAGCUUGCAGUUGGUCUGCUCUGACUUGCUGGCGCUGCUGACGCUUCCGCAGCUGGAGAUAAGCAUAGGAUGCUUGACAACCUUCAGCACGCAACAUGAGGAAGUCAAUGUCGCCUUGACUGCCAACAAUACUCUGUGGGGCAUCACUGCGGAGCUCUCCGCGCGUGGCGAGAGAGCUGCAGGAGAUGGGACUAUUCCGGACGAACUGACGGCACAAUGGAUCUUCUUGCUGCGAUCGCUUUUGCGCGUUUCGCGCGACGAUCGGUCGGAGGUCCGCAACGGUGCCAUCGUCAAUCUGUUUCGCGUCCUCGAGCAGUAUGGUUCAGUGCUGACUCCGACAACGUGGUCUCAAGCAGUGAUGGCUGAGGUGGUGUACACCUUGUUUGACGACUUGGACGCGGAGACCAAGCGACUUGCUGAGCUCUCGGACUCGAUUGAAAAGGCAAAAGUCGAUCAGGCUGAUGAGACGGCGGCAACAAUGGGCACUCUCCCAUCCAUAAAGAAGCAAUGGGACGAGAGCCGAGUUCUGGCUCUGGGAAAUUUUGGAAGGGUGCUUUCUCAGUUCCUCGUUUCGAAAAUUGCCGCUGUUGGUCAAGCAGACUUUCAGCCCAUAUGGACCCGAGCCUUGAGUCUACUACGAACAAAUUUUCUGGCGGGCCCGAGUGCAAUUUCACAGGCUGCUGCAGAGGCUUGGGUCCUCGCGGCUAGCGUGCCACUGCCGCCCAAAAGUGAGGCGAGGUUAACGGAAGUCUUGCUGUACGCCAAGAGCGCUGCCUGGCAGGUUUGGGCUGCGGCGGGCGACUCUAUCCGUCCUGCACCGACGGUCUCUACCUUUACGCAAGCCAAUUUGCUCGCUUAUCUGCACGUACUGACACCGAUUUACGCGAACAUCGGAAAGACAUUCGAUCUGGAGCAGCAUGGGAAGCUGCUCGACGUUCUGAUGGCUUGCGUCACCUACAACGAAAGCCCAGAUCAUACCCAAGACAUCGACGCGCUCACUCCGCUUCAGACGCUCGUGCGUCAGACGAUCAAAUCUCUCAACAUGGUGCCGGGACUUGCAUCUCGAAUCUUGUCGGAUCUUGCCGAGUACUCUACGCUCGCUUUCACACUGGGCACAAGCCCAUUGCGAGAAAACUCAGCGUUUGCUAACAAACGUUCCAGCCAGCUAACAUUCGUCGCGUGGUGCAAAGCUGCUACCGAGGAUGCUCUCAGCACCUUCUCGCGCUUCUCAUCCAGUCAAGAAAUUUUUGCGAGUGGAGCUCUCGAGAACGUGUUCAGUCGUUUGCUGGUACCUAUCAAGCUCAAGUAUGAGUGUCCGCCUGCAAGCCGACAUGCGAAGCCUCGGGCUGCGCCGCUCUGGCAGACGGCCACGAUCACGUUCUGCCGCAUCGCUCAAGGCACAUGCUUGGCGUUGAGGCGCGAGGGUGGCGCGCUCUCUGAUCAAGCGGUCCAUGGUAUCUGGAAACAUAUGCUUGCAACAUUUGAAGGCGCCUUUGACGCGGAUUGUUCAGCUGCCCGCCUUUUGUCCACGACCGAAGCCGCAGAGCACGAAAGCGUCGACUUGGUCCUUCUCAGCACUCUAGAAGUCGAUGUGCUACCGUUCCUCGGUGAUGCUCGUGUGCCUGCAUCUCUGAUUGCAAGUCUGGCAUUUGGCUUGGCUCGAGCGUCCAGCCUUUACGAGCUGGAUCGCGACCUAGCGGCACCUUACAGCGCUCGGACAGAUAGCGCCUUGCUAUCUGCCUCUCACCUUCAUGCGGAGAACGGCGCAUGGGCUGACGUGCCGCCCGAAGGAACCGUGGCGCCCAUCAUUGGUACGCCGCGCGAGCAUUUCGCGUACUGGGCAUUUGAUCUCCUUUUCCUGAUGUGCUCGAAUGGAUGGCAAGAUCGAGUGGAGGAGCGCAAACGCGUGGCAACCUUGGCGUUACCCGCUCUCAUGAAAAGGACGUCGCUGGCGCUUCAGUCUUUUGCUGCGAACGCGCCUCUUCGAGGCAGCUCACCACCUCCACGGAUACAGUCAGAGGAGCUGUCUUACGUCUUGAGCUCCAUGUUGGAUCUGCAUCUGUGGCCCGGUAGCUUGUUGGCUGCAAAGACUUCGUCAGAACGCAACAGUCAGAGUUCUGACACCAUGGAGCCCACUUUGCGCUCAUUGGCGCUCUCCAGCCCUCGAGCGCACUUAUUCAACAUAUACCCCACACUGAUUUCGCUACUGACGCAGCAGGCGUCCGCCAUAGGAAUGCCCGGGCUGGGAUCCGUAGCAGCUGCGGGCACCUCGCAGCCGUUAGAGGGGAUCAGGGAGGUGGCCGUGCCUGAAGGACUUUCACUGGGACGCAUUGGCAGGGCUAACCCUCUGCAAAGUCCCAGACUUGAUAGAGAGGGGCCGCAAGAGCACUCUGCGUUGCUCAAGGCUUGUCUCGAUGUGGUUGGGGCGACUUGGUCCACGUAAUGGUGACGGUUAAUCUAAUGCGAAGAAGGAUCGGGCUGAAAUGCUCGACUAAUACACCUAGUACGGCAUGAUGCACCACAGACGCUCGAACACUUUCAAACCCUCCGCAGGGGCUCAUCUUGCGCGCACGCUCUAGCCUCACAGGAAUUUCCGUCGAUCGGGUGCACAUCUUGUCCUUUCGUCAUUGCUUUUGUACGCUCAAAAGAAGAGUCGCUGUGACGUAAGAGUAAUAAGGUACCUUGUCAGCUACGCGCCUCUUUGCGAUCACCGGGACAGACUUACGAAGGGAUACGAAGGACUGAAAGAAGCCGAGUGUGGCAAGAGGCGUAGUUUGGCACGUCAGCAGCCUGUAUGCUAGGUCCACACAGAGGCGGCACAUCCGGAGAGGCAUCUCCAUAACUAC
This is a messenger RNA of Ceraceosorus guamensis, 6059 nucleotides long. RefSeq lists its product as hypothetical. Lineage: Eukaryota; Fungi; Basidiomycota; Exobasidiomycetes; Ceraceosorales; Ceraceosoraceae. The transcript has 5 exons. The record is from RefSeq and is a predicted model, not a curated record. Bases 227 to 5656 code for a protein of 1809 amino acids.